This is a messenger RNA of Nezara viridula (southern green stink bug), 357 nucleotides long. NCBI's taxonomy places the organism in Eukaryota, Metazoa, Arthropoda, Insecta, Hemiptera, Pentatomidae. The record is from the annotation of a GenBank genome assembly.
AUGUUCAUCAACACAGCUUUCUGGGCUUCAUUUAUUGUGGCUGUUGAGAGUCACAGCUUCUCGGUAGCUUCUGCAGUGUAUUUUGGAAUCAGCCCAUUGCUAGAGAUCACUAAAGCCCUUACAGUCACUUUGUUCAUGACACACGUACACGCCAGGACAAUUUCUCCAGAGUCCACAGAGAAAGUCAAACUUGAAGGAGUAAAAGGGCUAAAAGUAAGGAAAAGGGAGGGAGAAGACAAGAAGAAAUCUGUAAGAGAAGAAUGUAAUUUGACGGGGCUGGAGUCGAAGGACUUAGGCCAUCUGAUCCAAUCCGCAGGACCCUUCCUUCCAGCGGCAAAUCCCAUGACUUCUGCAUGA